Molecule: messenger RNA, 1800 nt
Organism: Ochotona curzoniae (black-lipped pika)
Lineage: Eukaryota; Metazoa; Chordata; Mammalia; Lagomorpha; Ochotonidae
Gene: NOBOX
Product: NOBOX oogenesis homeobox
Exons: 8
Biological process (GO): regulation of transcription by RNA polymerase II
Molecular function (GO): RNA polymerase II cis-regulatory region sequence-specific DNA binding; DNA-binding transcription factor activity, RNA polymerase II-specific
Source: RefSeq, a predicted model, not a curated record
AUGACCGGCUGCUCUGAGAGUGUGGUUAGUGGGUCCUGGCUCUCCACAGGUCAGCAAGGUGGAGGCAAGCCCUUGGUUGCUGGGCCAGAGGAAGAGGAACCACGACCAGGGCCAGCCUCCAAGACCCUGGAUGUCCGGAGUGAGGAGCUGCCACCCUCUGGCCCCAUCUACCGGGAGAAGACAUCGGAGGCCCCUGGAAGAUGUGCUGAGAGCGGGUGCCAGUCCAAGGUUCAACACAGAGACAAAAGUGCAGCCUCAAAACCCCCGCCUGGAGAGGAAGGGUCCUCCAUCCCUGGCAGAGAGGGCAAGAUGGCAAAGAAGUCCUACGUCACAGCGCCCAGCAAACAGAAAAAGCCCAGUUCCCUGGGUCUGGCCUCAACAGCAGCUGCUGCUGCUGUUACUAGCUCAGCCAGCGCCACACACAACCCUGUGCCCUGUGGCUCAGGCCGGGGACCCUGCCACCUGGCCAACCUUCUCAACACAUUGGCUCAGAAUAACCAAAAUGCGGAGAAGAGAAGGCCCCCCCCACAAGUGACUUGCCAAAUUAGGAAAAAGACUCGAACCCUGUACCGCUCAGAACAGCUGGAGGAGCUGGAGAGAAUCUUCCAGGAAGACCACUAUCCUGACAGUGACAAGCGCCAGGAGAUUGCCCAGACAGUGGGGGUCACCCCACAACGCAUCAUGGUAACGUUGGGCUGCUUGGCAGGAUGGUUGUAUGACCUCAGCCUUGCUCAGGCUCUCCAAGUGCCCUCCCCCCCGUAGGUGUGGUUCCAGAACCGCAGGGCCAAGUGGCGAAAAGUCGAGAAACUGAAUGGGAAGGAACACAAGGACGACCACCCGGCCCCGGCCCCGGCCCCUGCCAGUAGUGAGUGCAGAUCCGUGACUGAGCCCCCACCUCCUCCGCCUUCGGACCCAGAGCCAGGGCCCUUCCUGCAGGAGCCACGUCUGGAUACAUAUCCAGAGCCUCCCACGCUGCUGACUUCCGACCAGACACUGGCUCCAACCCAGCAGAAUGAGGGUACCCAGAAGAUGGUGGUGAGCCCACCGCUGUUCAGUCCCCCACCUCUGCAGAGAGCCAACUUCCCGUUUCCCCUCGUCCACGCUCACACCCCCCAGCUGAUGCCUUUACUGAUGGAUGUUCCCGCAAGUAACAGCAGCCACAGGGAUGGGCCCUGUGGGUCCUGGGGCACAAGCGUCUCCCCACCACCUACCUGCUCGUACUUGGAAGAGCUGGAACCUCCGGAUUACCAACACAGCAACCAGCCAGGACCAUUCCCAUUCUCUCAGGCCUUCCAGCCCCAGCUUUUUCAGCCCUCCCAACCCCAAUUCUCCUAUCUUCCCCCUCUCCCCUUCCCCAUGCCCAGUUCACUGACACUUCCACUGCCAGAUGACCCGUUCUUCACCUUUCCUUGCCCUCCCAGUGGCGGGGGGAUGCCACAGGGCUAUUGCCCAGGCCCCCCAUCAGGGCAUAUGCUGCUGCAGCCACCUGCUGGGAAUAUGGGGAUGGUCCCCUGGAAUGACCUCUGCUUACCUGAACUGCCCUUCCCUGGUUCAUUCUGCCCACAAGCUCUCGGACAUCCCCCAGGAGGAGAUGGCUACUUCCCCGACCUCUUUCCAGCUCCCUGCGUCCAGGCUCCAGGCAGGCAGCCUUCACCAGGGCUUGCCCAGCUACCUGCAGGUGCCAGAUCAGGAGUUGGGCCUACACCAGGCAAGAUGCAAGAGGAGCAGGCUGCCGGUGCUCUGGAGCAGCCUUUGUUCCCAGAGGAGGCGAAAGAAGACAAGAACUACCAUGAACCCUAA